AAGCUUCCCCAGUCCGUAUAGCCGUCCUAUAAUCCCCAGGUCACUCCAAAACUCCCUUCCCGCACUCUUCCCGCCAUUUGUUAUCAUUUGCCCUCUCUCUCUAUCUCUCUCUCGCUCGCUUCUUACCCUUGUGGCUCUGAGUCUACAAUUCUGUGUGUGCCUAAAGCGGCGAAUAUGCUGUGGGUCGACAAGUACCGACCGAAGACCUUAGAAAAGAUCAUGGUUCACGAAGAAAUCGCUCAGAAUCUCAAGAAGCUUGUCACUGAGCAGGAUUGCCCUCAUCUUCUGUUCUAUGGCCCUCCUGGUUCUGGAAAGAAAACCCUAAUCAUGGCUCUACUAAGACAGAUGUUUGGCACCAGCGCUGAGAAGGUGAAGAUAGAGAAUAAAACAUGGAAGAUCGAUGCUGGAAGCAGAACUCUUGAUCUAGAGCUGACUACAUUAUCAAGCACCCACCAUGUCGAACUAAAUCCUAGUGAUGCAGGUUUUCAGGAUAGAUAUAUUGUUCAAGAGAUCAUCAAAGAAAUGGCAAAGAAUAGGCCAAUUGAUACAAAAGGGAAGAAGGGGUUCAAAGUGUUAGUGCUGAAUGAGGUUGACAAGCUCUCAAGAGAAGCUCAGCAUUCACUCCGAAGAACAAUGGAGAAAUAUAGUGCAUCAUGCCGGUUAAUUCUAUGCUGCAACAGUUCCUCGAAGGUCACUGAAGCAGUUAGGUCUCGUUGUUUAAAUUUGCGGAUAAAUGCUCCAAGAGAUGAGCAGAUUAUUGGGGUACUGGAAUUUAUUGGCAAGAAGGAAGGCCUACAACUUCCACCUGGAUUUGCUGCCCGUUUAGUGGCUCAAUCAAACCGGAGUUUAAGAAGGGCCAUACUGUCAUUUGAAACUUGUCGGGUUCAACAGUAUCCUUUCACAAGUAAUCAAAUAAUACCACCAAUGGAUUGGGAGCAAUAUAUUUCUGAAAUAGCAUCUGACAUAAUGCAAGAGCAGAGCCCGAAAAGGCUGUUCUUGGUUCGAGGGAAGCUAUAUGAACUAUUGGGUAACUGUAUUCCUCCAGUAAUUAUUUUGAAGGUAAAAUUCCAUAUUCUUCUCAUAAUAUUCCUUGUAGGUUUGAUAGCUUCAAUUAAAAAAUUGCUACUUUUCAAUUUUCAGAGGCUACUUUCUGAAUUAUUGAAGAAGUUAGAUGCUGAACUGAAACAUGAAGUCUGCCAUUGGGCUGCAUAUUAUGAACAUAGAAUGCGUCUUGGGCAGAAAGCAAUAUUUCACAUUGAAGCAUUUGUGGCCAAAUUUAUGAGCAUCUAUAAAGCAUUCCUUAUUGCAACAUUCGGGUGAAGACUAGUGGACCCAAAAAAUAUGCCGAGGACUUUCAAACUCAAUAUCUUAUGCCGCCAAUGCCAUUAUGUACUUUGUGCCACUGUCAAGUUCCCUUUGAUAUGUCUCAACUGUGACAUUUGUCUCCCCUGCAUUUUGUAGAACAGUGUCUCUAGAGUGUGGAAUCGAUCUUUUCUAUUGUUUUAUUUGUUGGUUCAUCCUCUUGAUAUAUCUGAACAGCUAAAGGUCCUUUCCCUGCCUUUUAUUUUAUUUUUUAUUUUUAAAUACUAGAGGAAUCUGUGUGGACUUCCACAUGUUAUGUUUCUCUUGAUGAAUAUAUUUACGCUGCCGUUUCCUAA
Messenger RNA from Macadamia integrifolia, 1658 nucleotides. RefSeq names its product replication factor C subunit 3. The record is from RefSeq and is a predicted model, not a curated record. Gene Ontology annotation, cellular component: DNA replication factor C complex; nucleus. Gene Ontology annotation, molecular function: ATP hydrolysis activity; DNA binding; DNA clamp loader activity. Lineage: Eukaryota; Viridiplantae; Streptophyta; Magnoliopsida; Proteales; Proteaceae. Bases 175 to 1320 code for a protein of 381 amino acids. The transcript has 10 exons. Gene Ontology annotation, biological process: DNA-templated DNA replication; DNA repair.